GUCAGAUUUUAGUUAGUUUUUUUUGCUCAGGAGGAAGAGUUUCUGUGGACGCCCUCUGUCUCUUAGCUGUUUACCUCGGAGAAAACGAGUCGAGGACAGAGAAGAAAACGAGAAAACGAGAGAGAUUUGAGGCCAAAGCAACAUUAAACUGUCACAAAUACAAAGCAUCGAGAAUAAAAAAAAAUCAUCCCGGAAACGGCAAACAUGAAAUGGAUGUUCAAAGAGGAUCACUCCUUGGAACAUCGAUGCGUAGAGUCAGCCAAGAUCCGCAGCAAAUACCCCGACAGAGUCCCGGUGAUCGUGGAGAAAGUGUCUGGAUCACAAAUCGUGGACAUCGAUAAGAGGAAGUACCUGGUUCCCUCUGACAUCACGGUGGCUCAGUUCAUGUGGAUCAUCAGGAAACGCAUCCAGCUGCCGUCAGAGAAGGCCAUCUUUCUGUUUGUGGACAAGACGGUGCCUCAGUCCAGCAUCACGAUGGGGCAGCUGUACGACAAAGAGAAGGACGAGGACGGCUUUUUAUACGUGGCGUACAGCGGCGAGAACACCUUUGGCGUGUGAACGCCGGGGGGGAGGGAGCUGCGAUCGCAAACCCGGCUUUGCCCGCGUCACCGCACGAACCACAGCGCAUCUUAACACCCACAUCUAAUCACCUCACCGCCCCCAACUCAGCCCCCGGAGAAUGCGAAGGGAAACGGCACAGAUUCAGCGACAUGAACGCCACAGAACGAUAGACUGAGCGCUCCUCUGACUGGAUGAACGUACAUGAGUGCACUAGUGUGUGUGUGUGUGUGUGUUCCGGCCCAUGAUGCACCUCUCCUCUAUAGUCAUAGAUCCAGUUGUGUAUUGUGUGUUUUACAUUCAGUUGUGUUUUCUUUGAUGUUGUGAUUGAACUUCAACAGUUCCACGUGUGAAUGAGUUUUGCUUUUUGUUGCAUUUUGGUUUCAUUUCCUCGUUGAAGACAAUAUUUAAAAAAUAAUCUUAAUUUAAUUAUAUGAAGGUGAGGUAGCUGGAUGACCUAACCAAUAAAAAUAUUAACUAAA
Solea senegalensis (Senegalese sole) is the source of this 1040-nucleotide messenger RNA. Its product is annotated as gamma-aminobutyric acid receptor-associated protein-like 2. Gene Ontology annotation, biological process: autophagy of mitochondrion; cellular response to nitrogen starvation; macroautophagy. Gene Ontology annotation, cellular component: autophagosome membrane; cytosol; autophagosome. The transcript is spliced from 4 exons. Gene Ontology annotation, molecular function: ubiquitin protein ligase binding. Bases 205 to 558 code for a protein of 117 amino acids. Lineage: Eukaryota; Metazoa; Chordata; Actinopteri; Pleuronectiformes; Soleidae. The record is from RefSeq and is a predicted model, not a curated record.